Pelobates fuscus (common spadefoot toad) is the source of this 2778-nucleotide messenger RNA. RefSeq names its product coagulation factor X-like. The transcript has 8 exons. Gene Ontology annotation, cellular component: extracellular region. Bases 235 to 1623 code for a protein of 462 amino acids. The record is from RefSeq and is a predicted model, not a curated record. Gene Ontology annotation, biological process: blood coagulation; proteolysis; positive regulation of leukocyte chemotaxis. Gene Ontology annotation, molecular function: calcium ion binding; serine-type endopeptidase activity. NCBI's taxonomy places the organism in Eukaryota, Metazoa, Chordata, Amphibia, Anura, Pelobatidae.
CCCCAAUCAGCCAUUUCUGCUUUGAAGGCACUCAAUUCUUCUCUUGGAAGUUUGUUUAGUUUGAUCUCUCUUCAUAUGCAGAUAUAGCAAAGGAAUUGUGUAGGUUCCUCUCUUGUAUUUUGUUUUGAGGACAGGAAUUCCCUAAUUUCCUUUGCAAGCUGGUGCAUGAACUGUUGGCUUGUUUUGUCAUUAGUUUUUCUGCUUUAAAGGAAGAAUCACUUUUCUAACAGUGCUAUGGCUGGCCAGAUCCGCCUGAUAGCCAUUUUACUUAUUACGUUGCCUGCUGUGCUUCUUAAAGAAGACAAAAAUGUCUUUUUAAAGCAAGAAAAUGCACUUAGUGUGCUGUCGAGAUUAAAACGCGCAAACACAGCUUUUGAAGAAUUUAAGAAAGGAAACUUGGAAAGAGAAUGUGUUGAAGAAACCUGUUCAUACGAGGAAGCCCGGGAAGUCUUUGAGAAUGAAGAGCAAACGAAAAAAUUCUGGAAUGUGUACUUUGAUGGUGACUCCUGCCUUACAAAUCCUUGUGAACAUGGUGGUUCAUGUCUAGAUGGAAUUAACCGCUACACGUGUCUUUGUCAUGCUGGUUUUGAAGGAACAAACUGUGAAGUGGUUAUACAAAAAUUAUGCAGUGAAAACAAUGGUGAUUGUGAACAGUUCUGCAAAGUGGUGGAUAAAAAUGUAGUCUGUUCAUGCACAAAUGGAUAUAUCUUAGGGGAGGAUGGUAAAUCCUGCCUUCCUGUUGAUAAAUAUCCUUGUGGAAAAAGAAGAUUAUUCAGAAUCAGAAGAUCAGUAGAAAACCCCACAAACAUAACUGUUAAUACAAGUUCCAUAAACUCAGUUGUAAAAGAGGUCAAUCCGAUUGAUGCUGCUGCUUAUAUUGAUGAAGGUGGAGAUAAUCCUGAGGAGCGAAUUGUGGGAGGAAAACAGUGUAAACUUGGUGAAUGUCCAUGGCAGGCUGUUUUGGUGAGUGAUGAAAACGAAGCCUUUUGUGGAGGAACCAUUUUAACCCCACAAUUUGUUCUAUCAGCAGCUCACUGCAUGAAUCAAACCAAGUAUUUCAAAGUUGUAGUUGGGGAAGUAAAUUUAAACAAGAAAGAAGGGACCGAAUCUACACACAAAGUGGAAAAAAUUAUUAUACACCCAAAGUUUGUUAGGGCAACUUAUGAUUUUGAUAUUGCAGUCAUAAAGCUAAAAGAGGCCAUUAAUUUCACAGAUCAUAUUAUUCCUGCAUGCAUUCCUGACCCGGACUUUGCUGACCAGGUUUUGAUGAAUGAACCACAUGCUUUGAUUAGCGGAUUUGGACGCAUACUUGAACGUGGGGUUCAAUCCACAUUGCUUCAGAUGCUGACUGUCCCGUACGUUAAAAGACAGCGUUGCAAAGAAUCCAGCAAAUAUACAAUCACAGAUAACAUGUUCUGUGCUGGUUAUGACAAAGAAAUAAAAGAUGCUUGCCAGGGAGAUAGUGGUGGGCCUCAUGUCACCCCAUUUAAAGAUACCUACUUUGUGACUGGCAUUGUUAGCUGGGGGGAAGGGUGUGCGCAAAAAGGCAAAUAUGGAGUGUAUACCAAAGUAUCCAACCUGCAUAAAUGGCUAAGAGGAGUAAUGAGAAAAAAUCAAUCCUAAUGUGGAGAAUUUAAAAUUAAAUAAAAUAAAUUAGUUAUUAUGUUGUUAGGACUUCAAUUUCCACACUUACUCAAAAUGUAGUAGCCUGUUUCUUUCUCGGGCAAUGUUCUGAUUUUUCUUUGCUCUCAGCACUGUCUAAUAUAAGAAUUAUCUAAAAUGCAGGUAAGAUUUUGUCAAUAAUUAUUAAUGUUGAUCGAUUAGACAUGAUAGGUAAUAAUUCUAGGUGAAACCACACAGAAUUAAAAUUUCAGGGCAAUGAGGGAGCCCCCAUGACGACUGCCAUCAUUGUCUCCCUCAUCCCAUUUUAAAACCACCUAUCUUUUUUAUUGGGGACAUGUCAAAGACUGAUCCCAUCCAUUGGUACAGCAAGAGGUCUCUGAUAUUUCUGCUGUUUAUUAAUUGAGCCACAGGAUCUGAUAUUAUCUCUGUAACUAAGGCACAGAAGAAUCUCAGGGUGAACACAACAUCAUAGGAGGCAUAGAACCCCCCCAGUCUUGCAAAUCAAAAGGCAUACAAAUUGAGAUAAACCUAGGUGCACUGCAAACAGUUAAAAUAAUGAAUGCAACCCUGUGAUGAUUAAUGAAGCCACUGAGGUCGUGCUAUCAUAUCUAUGAUAUACAGAAAAUUGUAUUGUGAUAAAAACAAAGAUAUUGGUUAUAGCUAAUUAAUAGAAAUCUCGUGCAAUUUUCAAUAAUCAAAUUCAUAUUAUAAUUUUUAUGAAAACCUUUACUUGGACCUUUAUCGCUAGGUGAAAAUGUUAUAGUACUUAUCUCAGAGCAACAAGAUCUAACCAAAUGGGUUAGCACAUGGGGUUAUUUACAAAAUUCAAUGUGGAUUUAAAAAUUAAGGUCUUUUUAGUGAAUAACCCAGACAGUCAUUGAAACGCUAUAAGCAUAGAAACAUUUAUGUAUUUCUGGCAAUGCUAAAUAAACUGUCAUACAGAUUUCUUGAAAUGUGUAGUUUACCAUUGUUUUAUUACGGUUUAAUUGAGGCUAGUUAAAUGUUAACAGUAUUCUAUGUAUUAACAAGUCCAUAAACAACAUGUAGAAAAUGACACACUUUUUAAAAAUUCAACACAGAUCAAUCAAGAUAUAAGAAAGGAUGACCUGUGUUAAUAAAGAUAUGAAAUAUUGCAUUAAAAUAUUCUAACCAGUA